Molecule: messenger RNA, 1662 nt
Organism: Lathyrus sativus (Indian pea)
Lineage: Eukaryota; Viridiplantae; Streptophyta; Magnoliopsida; Fabales; Fabaceae
Source: the annotation of a GenBank genome assembly
AUGGAAGCAACGCGAUUCUCUCUCUAUCACCUCCAUCCGCACAACUUCCGACCCAAACCCACCGCACUUCUCUCAGGAAGAAGACUCGUACAAACUAGGGUUUCACUUUUCACAAGAAAUUCACAUUCGAUUAACCGGAGUAUUUCCGUUAACUUCUCCGACCGACUCCGAAGUGAUUAUAUCCGUUCCGAGACGCCGCUUUUGAGUGAAGGUGUUCCGGAGACUCGCGGUGAUGAUGUUGAAGCAAUUGUUGGUUCUACUGGCGGUGAUAAAUCGUUGAUAGCCUUAGAGUUGAAACCUAGAGCGUUUAAAAACAGGUUUCUGAAUUUUGUGCGUUUUGGUUCUGUUAUUAAUGGUGCUGCUGAAGCGUUUUUUAAGAGCGAGAUUCGGAGGAGGUUGUUUGUUACUGCUGUGUUGAUUGUGAUUAGUCGUGUUGGUUAUUUUAUUCCUCUUCCCGGAUUUGAUAGAAGGUUGAUACCAAAGGAUUAUAUGAGCUUUGUCUCUGGUUCAUCUGUUGAUGAACUUGGUGACUUUUCCUCUGAGCUCAAGCUAUCUCUUUUCCAACUUGGAAUCAGUCCUCAAAUAAUAGCAUCCAUUAUUAUGCAGGUAUUCUGUCAUGUUGUUCCUUCUCUAGUAAAGUUGCGGAAAGAAGGUUUGGAUGGGAAUGAGAAGAUUAAGAGUUAUAUUUGGUGGCUGUCGCUGGGCUUUGCAAUUAUAGAAGCUCUAAUAGUUUCUUGCUACUCACUUCCAUACUCAAUUUACGCUGCUAGUUAUAGGUUUAAACAUGUAAUGCUGACGACUUUUUUUUUGGUUUGUGGUGCAAUGACUAUUACAUGGAUAUGUGAUACCAUAUCAGAAUCUGGAUUUGGUCAAGGUUCAUCUCUUAUCGUAUGUGUUGGAAUACUGAUUGGGUAUAUGGAGACGUUACACAAAAUGCUUACUCAGCUUUCAGCGAGUGCUGUUGGUUGGUGGCCAUAUGUGCUUGCAGUAUUGGGACUCUUCACCAUAGUCACUAUGUGGGCAGUUGUAGUUACUGAAGGUUGCAGGAAAGUAAAGCUUCAGUACUAUGGUUUUAAACUUGCUUCUGCUGCAAGGGAGCAAUCGCCUAUAACUGAAGUGGAGCCCUAUAUUCCUUUCAAUAUUAAUCCAGCAGGGAUGCAACCUGUUCUUACCACCUCUUACCUCUUGGCCUUUCCAAGCAUUGUCGCUAGUUUGCUCCGGUCACCUUUUUGGGAGCGGGUGAAGGAAAUGUUGAAUCCCGACUCUUCUGUUGGCGCUGAACCGUGGGUCUACUAUUCUAUAUAUGCCUUCUUUGUCUUCCUUUUCAAUAUAUUUGACAUUGCUAACUUGCCAAAGGAAAUUGCCGAUUACUUGAAUAAGAUGGGUGCAAGGAUACCUAAUGUUAAGCCUGGGAAGGCUACGAUAGAAUACCUCUCUAAGGUUCAGGCAUCCACACGAUUUUGGGGGGGCCUACUGUUAAGUGUUUUGGCCACUACUUCAAGUGUUCUUGAUCACUAUUUACGGCGUACAAAUGCUGGAUUUGCUAUUGGUUUUACAUCAAUUCUAAUUAUUGUUGGUUCCAUUAUUGAACUUAGAAGAUCAUAUCAAGCAUAUAAUGUGAUGCCAGGAUUAAGCAGUGCUUUGAAACGUUAUGGUGUAUAA